AUGAAUUUCUACCAGUCGACAUCUGGCAGCGGUGGACCACUCGCCUUGGCUCACGCCAUGCCUCAGCUCAUUGCAACAUUGAACGAGAUUCAAACGCCCCAGGUGGGCAGAAAGUAUGGGAUCAAGGACCGAAGACCACUGGAUCCCCCUCCCGUUGUCCAACUCCGUAUUUACCGACCUGUCGGUAAUACCACCCAGGAGGUACAGAACUAUGAGUUCGUCGAUCACGCGGGCUUCAUCUGCUAUGCGGAGCUUUUCAAAUAUGAAGACGCCGUCGCGGCCAUGCGUUCUAGCGGUCAGAUUCAGCCGGCACCCCUUGGUCCCGACAUUCUUGUUGGUGCGACCUGUGUCGAAGCCAAGGUCAUUCAAUACCACGACAAAGCAUUGCUCAUUUUUGCUUUCCCAGAUAUCUCUUCUAAGGAAACGGGCGACUUCGCUCUUCGAUACAAAUUUGUGAACAUGACCGAAAAGCCAGGACUCCUUACCAACACUGUGCUUGCUCAGUGCUGGGGUCAGCACUUUAGGGUUCAUUCCUCCAAGACCGCGCCGACGUUGGAAGCAUCGACUGAGUUGACCAAGGCUCUUGCCAAGGCUGGAAUACCUGUCAGCGUGCGCGAGCAUAAGCGGACCAGGCAGGUGUAUGAGUACGAGUGA
Messenger RNA from Mycena indigotica, 654 nucleotides. RefSeq names its product Velvet domain-containing protein. Bases 1 to 654 code for a protein of 217 amino acids. The transcript is spliced from 8 exons. NCBI's taxonomy places the organism in Eukaryota, Fungi, Basidiomycota, Agaricomycetes, Agaricales, Mycenaceae. The record is from RefSeq and is a predicted model, not a curated record.